AACAACCACCCGAGCCACUGCCUGUUCAUCCCGCUACCAUCCAGAAGGCGAGGUUUCUUUCUUCUGGCACCUGGGCAGCAUCUGUCCUGUCUGACGUGAAACUGCUAAUCUGAGGGGAGGCCAAGACUUAAAGCAUCAUCAUGAAUUUUGUAAUGAAGGCAGCUAUGGGAGGAGGGCCACCUGAUGUGGGCAAGAUGAUGGGAGGAGACAAAGAGGAGCCCGACCCCGAUGCAGAGAAGAAAGAGGAAGAAAGACAAGAGGCUCUGAGGCAGCAGGAGGAGGAGAGGAAAGACAAAUAUGCAAAGAUGGAGGUGGAAAGGGAGUCAAUGCGACAAGGCAUCAGAGACAAGUACGGAAUUAAGAAGAGGGAGGAGGCUGAGGCCGAGGCCCAGGCUGCUAUGGAGCAGUCUGCAGAGGGCAGUCUGACCCGUCCCAAAUCGUCCGUGCCCAAAGGCUGCGGAGACGAUGAUGACGAAGAGGAAAGCAUCAUGGACACGGUCAUGAAAUACCUCCCUGGUCCUCUCCAAGACAUGCUGAAGAAGUAGCCGAGCAACAACGUUGUUGGAGUUAAAUUAGGUUGUUACGGUAACUUCUAGGUGAGAGUUUUAGAUUACUUUUCUGCCCCCCUGCAGCGAAGAGUUAGCACCGGAAAUAAAAAAUAAAUAAAAACAUUCCUCGCUUCACCUGUUUUAGGUUGGUUGGAAAAAAUGAUACAUGAAAAAUAAUCAUACCGUGCGUCUGUCUAAAAACAAAAACAUCAGAGAAUAACACUAUAAGCCAUAUUUUAUCUUUAUAGGACGUUUGAAGAAUCAUAUCAUGAUGUUAGUGUAAUGUUUGGUUUUGUCUAUGAGGUUUAUGUGAAAAUGUUUGCACACACGUAAGUACGUAUAUAUGUCCACAUACUGUGUCGUCAUGUCUAGCCCGGUGUAGCCAUACGGUCAUGGCGUAGGUCUAAACUCAAUUUUAUAUUCAAAUUCUGUGUACCUUAUGUCUUUGCAUGCCAUUUGUCAAGUCAAGUUGUGAAUAUGUACAAUAUCCUUUUUCCUCUCUUAGUCACGCAAAAAUAUAUGGCAAUAACUCUGAUUUUGAAUGUGGUUAAAUUAUCAUAAGGUAUGAUGUAAUAAUGGUUAUAAAAUGCAUUCAGGAAUUUCAUUUACAGUUUUUGGACGUGGAGGAUGACCAUGGGGUAGCAGUACCACUUAAAACGUUAUGCUUCGACAUUAAACCGGAAUUAAACAACAGCGCUAUCAGGAUUUGCUAUAACAUUUUUUUUUUUAUCAUGAUUUCUAAAGCUAUUACAAAAUCUGUGUUGACUGGAGGGCUAGCUUUUCCAUCACCUGAAUAAAAAGGGAAAUCUGUUGUUUUCCCACUGGACUGCCAGAAGGUUGGUCAAAGUCGGGAAUUUGCGAAGAACUGUUAAAGAAUGAGGGUAAUAAUGCUUUAUAAUUCUGUUGUAAUUGGUUGUGGGUUGGUUGUAAGAAUGUUAUGUUGGUAAUCAGAAUGGAAUGCUAUCAGCAAUAAAGGACCAUCAUGUAUGUUCUGCUUGAGAAUGAAUAAAACUGGUUCACAGAC
Salvelinus namaycush (lake trout) is the source of this 1572-nucleotide messenger RNA. Its product is annotated as complexin-1-like. Bases 141 to 545 code for a protein of 134 amino acids. Gene Ontology annotation, molecular function: syntaxin binding. Lineage: Eukaryota; Metazoa; Chordata; Actinopteri; Salmoniformes; Salmonidae. Gene Ontology annotation, cellular component: terminal bouton; SNARE complex. The transcript has 4 exons. Gene Ontology annotation, biological process: neurotransmitter transport; synaptic vesicle exocytosis; regulation of neurotransmitter secretion. The record is from RefSeq and is a predicted model, not a curated record.